CGGACGGCGGGACGGGGACAAGAUGGCGGCGCCCGCUGGGGCCAUGGAGCCCCCCGAGGAGGGAGCGGGGCCCGUGCUGGGCAGGCUGGAGGAGGAGGCGCUGAGGCGGCGGGAGAGGCUGAAGGCCCUGAGGCAGAGGACGCUCCAGAACAAGGACGGUGGGGAACGGGAGAACAAAAUUCCCAGGCAGGAGGAGGAGGAGGAGGAGGAGGAGCCCGUCAAGCACAGGGAGAUCAAGCUGCGGAAUUACGAGCCCGAGGAUGAGGAGCUGAAGAAGAGGAAGCUGCCCCCGGGAAAACCGGCCUCAGUGGAGGACACGGUGAAGGAGCAGCUGGAAGCGGCCAAGCCCGAGCCCAUCAUCGAUGAGGUGGAUCUGGCCAACCUGGCUCCCAGGAAACCAGACUGGGAUCUGAAGCGGGACGUGUCCAAGAAGCUGGAGAAGCUGGAGAGGAGGACUCAGAGAGCCAUCGCCGAGCUCAUCCGGGAGAGGCUGAAGGGCCAGGAGGAGGAGUUGGCAUCUGCGGUGGGAUCAGCAAAGCAGGAGGGAAGCGACUCCGACUGAGGGAUCCGUCGGCAGCCUCGGACCGGGAUGCGGCUCCCGCCCCGUCCCCCCAGUGUGACCCCUGGGACACACUCAGCCCUUUCCCAGAAAUUCCCAAAUCCUGGAGGAGA
Molecule: messenger RNA, 672 nt
Organism: Empidonax traillii (willow flycatcher)
Lineage: Eukaryota; Metazoa; Chordata; Aves; Passeriformes; Tyrannidae
Gene: CCDC12
Product: coiled-coil domain containing 12
Exons: 7
Coding region: 23-562 (179 amino acids)
Cellular component (GO): U2-type spliceosomal complex; post-mRNA release spliceosomal complex
Source: RefSeq, a predicted model, not a curated record